AAAGCGGCGGGUAUUUUUGCUUAUCCGCACGUGGAUUGGUGUUUGUUCCUGAGCGUGUGUGUUUCGUUGUAAACGCCUUUCAAACAUGGACUGUUCGGUUGAGAUUCGGCCGUCAUUAGGCAUCAGCAAAGUUCAGGCGCUGGUUUGGAACUUCCAGAAUGGCCCCAUCACCGGCGAAGUCGAUUGUUCAUCGUCGAAACUUAAGAUCGUCGUGAAGGAAAACGAUGCCGUCAGUAUUCAGACGGAGCUGACAUUUUCCGACAACGUCGUGUUCAAAGCCAACAGGCUUUCGGCUGUUCAGGAGAACGAAGUUCUUAGGGACCGUGAGCAGUUUGUCCAACCUAUGCCGUGCCGCGAACUCACGUUCAACAUUCUUCUCGAAAAGGCUGAGUCCAAGCUGGAACACCUCGUGGCGUCCGCACUUGUUGCUGGUACCCAGUAUUGCUUUAAGUGUGGCAGUUGCUUUGCAGAAAUUCUGGAUAAAGACGCCAGUUUCCGAAGAGUCCUGCCGCUGCCGUCCGAAAAUUGGAGAGAAGCAGCUGGAGAAUGGUUUUGCCACAAGCACGAAUCUACCACCGGCAGUGAAAUUCCCCUUGUUCUCGAACCGAAGCCUGACGAGUUGUUCACGUCAACAACUCAUUUGACUGUGCAUAACGUGCGAGUUUGUGGAGGAAACUUCGAGCGGGGAGAUGGGAGACUGCGUUGUGCUCAGUGCGGCGUUGUUCUUGGGAGAAAGGCGACUGAUUCGUCCACAGCGUUGUUCACGACACGCGUUACAGUAAUGCCUGUCAAAGAGGAGGAUGGUAAUAUCUUUAGAGGAAUGGACGCGUCCAGCAUCCUGAGAGCUCUCAUCAAGGAGCGUCUGGAGCUAAACACGACGUGCAGACUUGUAGUGACUUCCGGCAAGCUGGUGCUUCUGCUGUGGUUGAUGGAAACAGGGCUACACCACUUCCACUCCAAGGACGUACAGGGUAGGCAAGUGGUCGUCCAGUUGCGCGUCGGCAGCAAGCUGCUGUACCUGAAAACAGACUACACGGACGCUGUCGUGGCCACCUGGAAGCAGGAUCCCCUCGUCGGCGAGUACCAACUAGAACCGGAAGUGAUGGAGGACACCGUCGACUACCUCAACACCCAUUGCGACACCAUGGGGGCCACCUUCGAGCGCUUCCGUGUUAUCUUCCUUCCUGGAGUGGUGCGCUAGCCUGCUCUGUGAAUAAAGACUCUGCUGCAGUUUCC
Rhipicephalus sanguineus (brown dog tick) is the source of this 1236-nucleotide messenger RNA. RefSeq names its product E3 ubiquitin-protein ligase E3D. Gene Ontology annotation, cellular component: ubiquitin ligase complex; cytosol; nucleus. The transcript has 3 exons. NCBI's taxonomy places the organism in Eukaryota, Metazoa, Arthropoda, Arachnida, Ixodida, Ixodidae. Bases 86 to 1201 code for a protein of 371 amino acids. Gene Ontology annotation, biological process: protein monoubiquitination; proteasome-mediated ubiquitin-dependent protein catabolic process; protein polyubiquitination. The record is from RefSeq and is a predicted model, not a curated record. Gene Ontology annotation, molecular function: ubiquitin conjugating enzyme binding; ubiquitin protein ligase activity; cyclin binding.